Molecule: messenger RNA, 1299 nt
Organism: Talaromyces stipitatus ATCC 10500
Lineage: Eukaryota; Fungi; Ascomycota; Eurotiomycetes; Eurotiales; Trichocomaceae
Exons: 2
Coding region: 1-1299 (432 amino acids)
Biological process (GO): DNA-templated transcription
Molecular function (GO): zinc ion binding; DNA binding
Source: RefSeq, a predicted model, not a curated record
AUGGCAGUCUCUCUUUCCGUCUUCCACCCCACCAUGGCGCACCGGCGUAUCCUUUGGAACGUAUUCGAAGAGAAUGUAAUUCCGGUCGUGAUGAUCUUCCACAAACCAUCUAUCCGUGAUAUCAUGGCCAGUGUAGCUGCGGAUGGGAGUGGCAUCGACCGGGCCUUGGAAGCUGUAAUCUUCGCCGUCUACUUUGCCGCUGUCACUAGCAUGGAUCCAGAGCAGUGCGCAGAAACAUUGGGCGAGGAUCAUUCGUACCUCCAGCAACACUACCGCACGACUCUUUUCCUAACUUGUCUUCGAGCCCCGGAAGACGCUGCCUUCGUCUGGACCAUGACUGCGGCGGUCCAUCGUAUGGCACAGGGACUAGGGCUCCAUCGCGAUGGUACCUACUUUGGCUUGAGCCCCUUUGAGGUCGAAAUACGACGCCGGCUAUGGUGGUCCAUCUACUUGCUAGACUCUCGAUCGUCCGAGUUCCGCGCUAUCGGCCCGCAAAUCACCGAGCACUCUUACGACACCAGGCUACCGCUGAAUAUUGACGAUUCAGCUCUAUCGCCCGAUUCGAUCGAAGCUCCAGAAGAAAAGGUGGGCUUCACCGAGAUGACAUUCUGCUUGGCCCGGUGUGAAAUGAUAGUGCGUCAUCGACGGUUUCACCUCAAUAUUCACAGUGGCACCAGCAGUAGCCAAGGCGAACAGACCUCACAUCAAUUGGGGGAACGGAUGCACGCGUUGGAACAAAUAAGCGGCCAACUGCAGGACCGGUAUUUACGGUCAUGCGACGUCUCUGUUCCCAUACAGUGGGUGACAGCUACGGUCAUCCGGCUCGCUCUCGCCCGUUCGUGGUUGAUUGCUCACCUCCCGGAGAGGGUGACUGCAGAGGAAAUAACGCUAAGGGGAACCUCAUCUGUUCAAGAUCCUACGCGAGAGCAGCUCUUUCAAACCGCGGUUGAAGUGUUGGAGUUUGCAUAUCUACUCGACACAGAUCCUCGAACCAAACAGUGGUCGUGGUUCUUCGAAAGCUAUCCGCAAUGGCACUCGGUAGUGUUCGUGCUAUCAGAACUUUGUGCUCGGCCACGGACCAUCCUGACUGAUCGGGCCUGGGCAGUGACAGUCAGGGCAGUCGCACGGUGGACAAACACAGACUUCCGAAAGGGCGGGAUCACCCUGAAGAUCAUUCUCCAGCUUAUGGAGCAAGCUGCUACUGCACAUGGGCGUGUCUGGGCAGGGAUAGGGACUCAAACCAGUCCAUUGUCUGGUGUCUCGCAAGAGAGCGACGGUCAGAUGCUGUAUCCGUCUUGA